Messenger RNA from Syngnathus typhle (broad-nosed pipefish), 3939 nucleotides. It is a transcript of the gene unc13d, whose product is annotated as unc-13 homolog D (C. elegans). NCBI's taxonomy places the organism in Eukaryota, Metazoa, Chordata, Actinopteri, Syngnathiformes, Syngnathidae. The record is from RefSeq and is a predicted model, not a curated record. Bases 76 to 3504 code for a protein of 1142 amino acids. The transcript has 32 exons.
CUGCGUGGCACUUUGGUCAAAAACCUUGCUCAUGUAUUGUCACUCGUGCGUGCAGGACACACUGGCAGCUCAUCAAUGUCAAGUCAAAAGCAGACCAUCAGUUCAGCGGACCAUCUACUCAAAACACCUGAACAAAAUGGUGGCCUUUCGAGUAUCAAGCAGUAUUCACCGGGCCAUGCGCGUAAACUGGGGCAGACAAGAAAGAUACGAUACAGGAGGGAUUUGAAGGACGAGGAAAACCCCGAAGAGAAAGCCCGUCACAUCAAACAGGUGGAGCUCAACCCUCUGUAUAAGGAGUUGUUGUACACCAUUGCACAUAAGAUGGGAAAAGUGGCAGCAACUGAGGUCUUUGCCGAUAGCCAACUUCAUCAAUAUAUCAAAGAGGCUCUCACAAUGACAGAAUCUGAGCACAAAUCUCUGAUGGAGAAAGUAGAAAAUUCAGAGCCACCUGUCUGCUGCCUCAUGGCCACUGUAAAGGAAGCCAGAGGAAUUCUGGGAAAAGAUAUUAGUGGUUUAAGUGACCCAUACUGCUUGCUGAGCAUACUGGAGGACGAAGAAGAGCGGCGUACACGUCGUUCCAGAGUCAAGGCCUCCAAAUAUGUGGUCAAGGAUGCCGUGUCGGCUGAUAAGAUUUAUCAGACCCACAUCAAGAAGCAGACUCUCGAUCCAAUUUGGAACGAGACGUUUCUACUGGAGUUUGAGGACAUCGCGGGUGCCAGCUUUCACCUUGAGAUGUGGGAUAAAGAUGAGGAGGUGUCACUCAGUCAAAAACUCGAGGAGAUCACAACUAGUUUUUCCAGUUUAAGCAGAAUUAUAAAGGAGGUCAAAAAGGAAAAAGGAACUGAUGACUUUCUGGGGAAAAUUGUCAUCAAACUUCAGGACCUCCAUUGUACUGAGGACGACUGGUACAUUCUGGAGCCCAGAACGGAGACGUACCCUGAUCGAGGCCGAUGUCACCUGAACCUCAAGUUCAUCCAUAAAACGAGAGAUGAGGCGCUGAGCCCGGGUCGAAACGCUUACAUCAACUACUGUGGAAUCCUGCAACGCUUUGUUCUGUCUUACAUUUCCAAGCAAAAGACUUCCACUCCGUGGAAAGGGGAAUUGUGUGGUGAAGCUCAAACUCUCCUGGAGCACUAUGCUGCACAGACUGACCUUUCACCUUUUCUGCAAGAUCUGGCGAAGUGGGUUGCGUACAGUCAACUUUAUCAAAGUGUAGAGGUGGACUCGUCGUUGCUGCUCCAACAGCUCACUUGCGUGGAGUAUCGCUGGCAUCAACAGGAACACGAGUUGCCACAGCAACAGAAACAAGAACUUGGCGACUCCCUUCACCGUUUCUUGCACUACGGUCUCCAUCUGGUGUCCAAAUACCGAGACAUUUUCCCGCCGACACCAAGCGCCACUCCCAAUUUACACACGUUGCUCAGAAUCUUAGUCCAGAUCUGUAAGACCAAGCCGUUUCAGAAAAUGAACCCGGCUGAUUUUGAACUGCACAAUGAGGUGGCUGAUGCCGUACAGACAGGUACACAGGAGUGGUUCACCAACAAAAAAGGCCUGCACCAGCCCAUGACCAAGGAGCUGUCGGAGAUCAUCGGCGCCUUGUCCAGGUUGAUUGACGAAGUACGUGACGACAUAAAACUCAACAAGGAUGUCUGGAAUCGAACAUUUGUCAGUGCGGUGCAAGUGGAUGUGUUCACUGCGGUCUACGAGAAGCUCGACUCGCUGGUUGCUGCAGAAGUCAAAGAAACCUUAUCUCAAACGGAAGGUCACAUUGAUCAGAGUCUAGCCAACAGCUUGUUUCCACUUUACCUGAGCCUGCAAGCCAUUCACAAAGAAAAGGCCUUCUUACAGAAAAGGGGUUUACUGAAGCUGACAAACUUUCACGUGAGCUUCAGAGAGGCGCAGCCUUACUGGCUCAAGCAGAUGUUCAACACCACCAUGGACAGGGUGGAGAGGGCGGUGAAGGUGGACAAGCUCCAGCUUCUGCACUCGGGCGCAGUGCCGGUAAAACACAGUUCGUCAGCAGUGGACAUGGUCGCUUGUAUCCAGCCUGUGUGUGACCUUUGGGAGCAGAUGUCCUGGCCUGACCCUGAGGAGGCCUUUAUGCUCAUGGUCAAAAUCACAGAGGAUGUUUGCAAGAUUGUGGUGACCUACUGUCAUCGUCUGAAAGCCCGAGUCAGGAUGCUCUCAGAGGAGUCGGACCACGAAAGCGCCAUUAACAUGCUGUGUGUUGUGGUGAACGACUUGGAGUACCUGCGCUCGGUCUUGACGCGGCUUCCCGCCAAGCUGAAUUGGGCGGGGCUUCAGGCGCGCAUCCAACACGUCAUCGGGGAAAGUCAGUUCCAAAACACGCUGCCGUCGCAGGUGCAGCAAGCGCAGGGCAUCCUCGGCCGGGAGAUCCGCUCUGCUUUGGACACGCUGAGCAAAACGGUGUGUGCUCGCUCCGUAGGUGAGCAAGAGCCUUUUUUGGGGGGAGGGUUGGUCACCUUUUGGUCUUUUCAGUUGAAUACGGACAUCGAGACUCAUGUCAGGGGAAUGUCAACCGGAAGCCGGAUUCCGUCCAAAUCCAGCCAAGAUGCCACAAGUCCUCUUAUGCGCUAUCUGGAAAAAGAACUCCAUUACAUGAAUGAAAACUUGGUCGAAGAGAACUUCAACAGCCUCCUGACUCCUUUGUGGAACAACUCGGUGAAGAUCCUCCACCAGAUGGCCGCCGAGCAUUCGCAGCAAGAUGGGCUCGUGGUGUUCUGUCACAGGCUGCUGUACACGCUGGAGUGCUUGGAGCAAUCCUUCCACGGCGAGGGUAACGGCCUUCCGUUGAAAAUACUCCACUCGGAUGAGUACAAGACUCUCAAGGCCUACCUGACUCAUCACUCUCUCAGCAGUCACCAGCUCGUGGACAAGUUCCUCCAAGGGAAAAUAUGGGAGCAGAGAGUGGUUGCCGGCGAGAAAUACGGCGCUGUCACUCUUCUCACCUCCUACAGAAGAUCAGACCAAAGGCUCAGAGUUGAGGUUUUGAACGCAGUCAACCUCCUACCAAUGGAUUCCAAUGGUUUAAGUGAUCCGUACGUGCGCUUAUGUCUGGAGCCGCACCACACCUUCCCGCUUGUGGAACCUCGCUGCACUGGGAUAAAAAGGCGCGAUCUUAAUCCGCUCUUUGAUGAAGCCUUUGAGUUCCUGGUCGGACUGGAUCAGUGCCAGGCUCCUGGUGCCUGCCUGCUGGUGACCGUUCUGGAUCAUGACAUCUUGAGAAUGGACGACUUUGAAGGUGAAGCCUUCCUGUCCCUCAAAGACAUACCUGGAGUUGCAAAAGGAGGGGAAGAAAAAGACGGACCGGGCUUUCGUCCCGAUGCCACCCCGGCUCAAAUACGUCUACCUCUCAUGCAUCCAAAACCUAAUGACAACAUCCUGAAGAUGUUGGAGUCCAGAAAAGGCGAGCGAGAAAUACAAGCCUUCGUCAAGAAAAGAAGACAGAGAGAGAAACAGUCCAGGGAGCAAAGUCAACCAUGACACGCAAAGGCUUGCCAUUCAUUUAAAAAUAUACAAUUUGCUUUAUUGAACUAAAUCCAUUUACAAUGAAACACCUGUAAAAGAUGAAAAUCAACUAAUGCUAAUGCUUUGUCUCAUCAGUGCAAUCAAAUAUGAUGUCAUUGAACAGAAUAUGUCAAAUGAAAUGUCAACAAUGUCAAACGGCAGGUAUGAAGACAAAUGUGUCAUUGAGACAAAGUGAAAAGUUAUGAAGUAAAAAAUGUCAUUUAAAAGACUACACAAGUCGACUGAGUAUAUUUAACUUGAUUGUGUUCACAUGCAUUCCUCUUCGAGAAACCUGAGUGCUUUAACAGAGGCUGCCUGUUGUCCAUACUUUUUUUUUUUUUACUUUGCUCCUCGAUGUUCUAUUUUUUUUUUUUUUUGUUGCUAAUCAAAAUAAAUCCAAUCUAACCUCGA